UGUGAGCAACCGGCGACUUACAACGCUUUUUACUAUUCGGUCCAACGGUGAAAGAGAUAGUGAAACAGGAAAGUUCUGUGUUGAAAAAGAUCAGUGCUAAUUGGGUGUUCUAAAGGGAGAGUGUGAUACCUUGUGAAUUGGUUGUGCAAGAAUAUGCUGGAUCCCUUUGCGAACGUGUCCGUCCGGACACCGCUGGACACCAUCAACGGAAGCUCUUUUUUCAACGACAAAUGGAAUGCAUUUCUUGAUGUUGUUGGUGACGAUCCGGACGUAAUAUACGUUUGGGUUCUAACGGUAUGGACGUACGGCCUGUUUUGGAUCAUCGGCGGUAUGUUUGUAUUCAUGGACAUCACCAACAAACCGGCAUUUAUGCGCAAGUACAAAAAUCAACCUGGAACACACGAACCGCUAGAAUGGAGCAAACUGAAGCCACUGGUGAAAACCGUCAUCAUAAAUCAGAUUGUCUACGGGAUUCCAACGUCCUACUUCUCGUAUCAUAUUGAAAAAUCAAUUAUCGCUACCCUACCGGAACUUCGAGUGCUACCCUCGAUCGAAAUCAUUUUACGGGACGUAGUGGUCUGCAUUUUGAUGUGGGAAAUCACCUUCUACUACAGCCACCGGUGGCUUCAUGCCGGCUUCUGGUACAAACAUAUCCACAAGAAGCAUCACGAGUGGCCGGCACCGAUCGCCUGGGCUGCCAUGUACGCCCAUCCGUUCGAGUUCGUUGUCAGUGAUUUGCUGCCGGUGUACAUCGGUCCGGCCAUCAUGGCCAGCCACCCGGUGACGGUUGCCAUCUGGUUCGUCUUUGUCAUGAUGGACACUUUGGUUGAUCAUUCCGGCUAUCACCUACCGGUGCUGGGUAGUUCCGAGCAGCAUGACUACCAUCAUUUGAAAUUCAACCAAUGCUACGGACUCUUCGGCUGGUGGGACACCCUGCACGGAACAAACGAAGAGUUCCGCAAGAAGAAGCAGUACUUGCGCAACAAGAGAAUCUUCUCGCUGAAAUCCGCACGUGAGCUAUUUCCAGACGAGUAAGCUUAGGCUUGAUCUUUGCGUUUAGAUGAAGGGCACUACGUACAACUACUAUAUCAACGAACGGUAGUCACUUUUUGGUGAAUAUGGUGAUGAACAUUGCUCAAACUAUAGAUACCUAGUACAGUACAGUGUAUGCCGCUGAUUGCCAGCGAUAAAUGUAUCCAAAAUACAGUGAGGAAUAUAAUUUAUGUGUUAGCUACUAGUCUAAGCUUUACCGGCCAAGCCAUUUUGCAACGGAACGGUUUGACUGUGAACUGAACUUUAUGUAUGACAAUAAAAUUUCAUUACAGUAGAUAUCAGUAGGUACCGAUCAGGCUUGUAUAUGGGCAGCAUAAUGUCUAAAAUUACUAUUAACCCAAUGGGACAGUGGUCACAAUUAGUUUAUAAUAUUAAUUGAUUUCUCACUCGAUGAGCAGCCCUCCUAUGAAGACUGUCCACGGAAAAACGAUACUGAUUCACACAGAAUUGCAUUUUAGAAACUAC
Molecule: messenger RNA, 1518 nt
Organism: Sabethes cyaneus
Lineage: Eukaryota; Metazoa; Arthropoda; Insecta; Diptera; Culicidae
Product: fatty acid hydroxylase domain-containing protein 2-like
Exons: 3
Coding region: 154-1035 (293 amino acids)
Biological process (GO): sterol biosynthetic process
Molecular function (GO): iron ion binding; C-4 methylsterol oxidase activity
Source: RefSeq, a predicted model, not a curated record